This is a messenger RNA of Triplophysa dalaica, 5739 nucleotides long. Its product is annotated as NACHT, LRR and PYD domains-containing protein 12-like. Gene Ontology annotation, molecular function: protein binding. Lineage: Eukaryota; Metazoa; Chordata; Actinopteri; Cypriniformes; Nemacheilidae. The record is from RefSeq and is a predicted model, not a curated record. The transcript is spliced from 14 exons. The coding region runs from base 273 to 3839 and encodes 1188 amino acids.
AGACAUUUUGAGAUCAGAACAGAAGCGUACAUGAGCAGAGAAGACUUCAGCUUCGUCAAUAACAAGAUAAAGAAGUAAAAAGCGACGAGUAAAUGAUUCCGCAGGUGAUAUUGUAGCGAUCAACAGCUUUACAGAGAGAAUCUGCUGAACUCAGCUGUGUGUCCAUGAAGAGUGAUUGGUCAAUGCAUCGUCCAAUUCAGUUCAGUUCAUGAGACUCUAGAGCAGAUGUGAUUAACACAACAGAUGAAUCAUAGUCUUUCAAAGAGAAGCAAAUGGAUUCUGUUUUCCAGGAGCUUGAAGACAAAAUCAUCUCUAUGAUAAGGAAAGAGCUGAAGAGCUUCAAGAGACUCCUGACACCAGAUUACCCAGCAUGCUCUGAGAGAGAGGAGGAGGAGGAUGAAGAUCAUAUGAGAGUCAGAGAGGAGCUUCUGAAGAUCACACUAAACGUCCUGAUGAAGAUGAAGCAGACAGACCUCGCUGACAAACUACAGAGCAAAGUCGCACCUUUGUGUGUGAAAAAACACAAAUCCAGCCUGAAGGAGAAAUUCCAGAGAAUGAAUGAAGGAAUAUCCCGUCAAGGAGGCUCAACACUUGUGAAUGAGAUCUACACGGAGCUCUACAUCACAGAGGGAGGGAGUGAAGAGCUGAAUCAUGAACAUGAGGUGAGACAGAUUGAGACAGCAUCCAGGAGACACACAGAGACACAGGGGACACACAUCAAAUGUAAUGACAUCUUUAAAGGCUUACCUGGACAAGACAAACACAUCAGAAGUGUGCUGACUAAAGGAGUCGCUGGAAUAGGAAAAAGCGUCUCUGUGCAGAAGUUCCUUCUGGACUGGGCUGAAGGAAAAGCAAAUCAGGAUCUUCACUUCAUAUUUCCACUGGCGUUCAGAGAGAUGAAUCUGAUGAAGAACACAAAUAUCAGUCUGACGGAUCUUCUUCAUCAGUUCUUCAUACAUACAACACGACUCAAGACAUCCAGAGACUUAAACGUCUACAAAAUGGCGUUUAUCUUUGACGGUCUGGAUGAGUGUCGUCUUCCUCUGGAUUUCUCCAACAAUCCCAGUUUGUUUGAUGUGACAGAAAGAGCCUCAGUGGAUGUGCUGCUGACCAACCUCAUCAAGGGGAAUCUGCUUCCUUCUGCUCUGAUCUGGAUCACCUCUCGACCAGCAGCAGCCAAUCAGAUUCCUCCUGAGUGUGUCCACCGGCUCACAGAUGUACGAGGCUUCAAUGACCCUCAGAAGGAUGAGUAUUUCAGCAAGAGAAUCAAAGAUCCCAGUUUGGCCGCUGGAAUCAUCAGACACGUGAAAUCAUCCAGAAGUCUGUACAUCAUGUGUCACAUCCCAGUCUUCUGUUGGAUUUCAGCCACUGUUCUCCAGAGAAUGUUGAGUGAAGCAGAGAGUCCAGCAGAGAUCCCCAAGACUCUCACUCAAAUGUUCACGCACUUCCUGAUGUUUCACAUCAAACUGAAGAGUCAGAAGUAUGAUGGGAAAUGUGAGGUAGAUCUUCAGCAGGCUAGAAAGACUCUGGUGUCACUGGGAAAACUGGCUUUUCAACAGCUUGAGAAAGGGAACCUGAUCUUCUAUGAGGACGAGCUGAAAGAGUAUGACAUUGAUGUCAGAGAAGCAUCGCUGUACUCAGGAGUUUGUACUCAGAUCCUCAGAGAGGAGUUUGGACUGAACCUGGGGAAGGUCUACAGCUUUGUGCAUCUGAGCGUUCAGGAGUUUCUCGCUGCUUUAUUUGUGUUUCUCUCAUCUUCUGCACAAACAUCAUCAGGACGAUGGACUGAUUUACUGAAGAGUGAAGUGGACAAGGCCUUACAGAGUGAGAACGGACACCUGGACCUUUACCUCCGAUUCCUUCUGGGUCUCUCGCUGGAGUCCAAUCAGACCGUCUUACGAGAUCUACUGCCACAGACAGAAAGAAGCUCUGACAGCACACAGCAAAGUGUUACAGAGUACAUUAAGAUGAAGAUCAGAGAGAAUCCUUCUCCAGAAAAAUCCAUCAAUCUGUUCCACUGUCUGAAUGAACUCAACGAUCACUCUCUAGUGGAUGAGAUACUAACAUACCUGAACAGAAGAGAUGACUGGUGCCGUCUCUCUGGAGUCAGUCUGUCUUCUGCUCAGUGUUUGGCUCUUGUGUUUGUGUUACUGAACUCAGAUCAGGAGCUGGAUGAGUUUGAACUGAAGAGAUAUUAUCCAUCAGAGGAAUGUCUUCUGAAUCUGCUGCCAGUGGUCAAAGCAUCCAGAAAAGCUAAUCUGUCUGGUUGUUAUCUGACAGAGAAAAGUUGUUCAUCACUGGCGUCAGUUCUCACAUCAAACUCCACAAGUCUGACAGAACUGAACCUGACUGACAAUAAUCUGCAGGAUUCAGGAGUGAAGCUGCUCUCUGAUGGACUGAAGAACACAAACUGUAAACUGAACACAUUACAUCUGUGUGAAUGCAGGAUUGGAGAUGAAGGUUUUGUUGCUCUGGCUUCAGCUCUGAGAUCAAACCCAAACUCACACCUGACACAACUGAACCUGAGCGAUAAUAAUCCAGAAGAUUCAGGAGUGAAGCUGAUCUCUGAUCUACUGAAGGAUCCAAACUGUAAACUACAGAAACUACAUCUGAUGAACUGUAAUCUAACAGAAAAAAGUUGUUCAUCACUGGCGUCAGUUCUCACAUCAAACUCCUCAAGUCUGACAGAACUGAACCUGAGUCACAAUAAUCUGCAGGAUUCAGGAGUGAAGCUGCUCUCUGAUGGCCUGAAGAACACAAACUGUAAACUGAAGACAUUACAUCUGAUGAACUGCAGUAUUGAAGAUGAAGGUUUUGUUGCUCUGGCUUCAGCUCUGAGAUCAAACCCAAACUCACAUCUUACACAACUGGAUCUGAGCUAUAAUAAUCCAGAAGAUUCAGGAGUAAAGUUGAUCUCUGAUCUACUGAAGGAUCCAAACUGUAAACUACAGAAACUAAAUCUGUCUGGUUGUAAUCUGACAGAGAAAAGUUGUUCAUCACUGGCGUCAGUUCUCACAUCAAACUCCUCACGUCUGACAGAACUGAACCUGUGUCUCAAUAAUAUUCAGGAUUCAGGAGUGAAGCUGCUCUCUGAUGGACUGAAGAACACAAACUGUAAACUGAACACAAUACAUCUGAUGAACUGUAAUCUGACAGAGAAAAGUUGUUCAUCACUGGCGUCAGUUCUCACAUCAAACUCCUCAAGUCUGACAGAACUGAACCUGAGUGACAAUAAUCUGCAGGAUUCAGGAGUGAAGCUGCUCUCUGAUGGACUGAAGAACACAAACUGUAAACUGGACACAAUACAUCUGAUGAGCUGCAGUAUUGGAGAUGAAGGUUUUGUUGCUCUGGCUUCAGCUCUGAGAUCAAACCCAAACUCACAUCUUACACAAAUGAACCUGAGCGAUAAUACUCCGGAAGAUUCAGGAGUGAAGCUGAUCUUUGAUCUACUGAAGGAUCCAAACUGUAAACUACAGAAUCUAAAUCUGAUGAACUGUAAUCUGACAGAGAAAAGUUGUUCAGCACUGGCGUCAGUUCUCACAUCAAACUCCUCAAGUCUGACAGAACUGAUCCUGAGUCACAAUAAUCUGCAGGAUUCAGGAGUGAAGCUGCUCUCUGAUGGACUGAAGAACACAAACUGUAAACUGAAGACAUUACAUCUGAUGAACUGCAGUAUUGAAGAUGAAGGUUUUGUUGCUCUGGCUUCAGCUCUGAGAUCAAACCCAAACUCACAUCUUACACAACUGGAUCUGAGUUAUAAUAAUCCAGGAGAUUCAGGAGUGAAGCUGAUCUCUGAUCUACUGAAUGAUCCAAACUGUAAACUUCAGAAACUACAGUGAGUUCUUCAUUUAGUGUUUGAGUAAUACUUGUGUUUUUAAAUUCAUCAUCAUUAUUUGUCAUGUAAUUGUGUGACACUUCUGCUCUAGUGUCACUGAUGUAAAUAUGAGAAUAAUACAAGUCGAGCUAACAAUAUCACGUCACUUUGGAUAAAAGUGUCUGCUAAAUGAAAAAAUGUAAAUGUAUAAUGGUUAAAGUGAUGGAAGAUGAGAAAUAUAAACAUCAUUCUGACAUGAUGUCUGUUGAUAAUGACUGUGAUGAAUCUGAUGUUUCUCUUCAAUGUUUAAAGCAUUGAGUCUUGACUAUGUCAAUCAUCUACAAGAGCUACAAAUGAGAAAACAAACAAUCUUCAGUCAUAAACAACAAGAUGUGUUUACUGGAUGAACAGCAGCAGUGAGAUUAACAUAAGAUUAACACCCGUCUGUUCUGUUGUGCAUGAAGAUCUGCAUUCAGAAUCCAUCAGAACACGUCAAGAAUUAUUUAACAUUAUAUUGACAUGUUAUUGCAUUAUUCCAAAUAUUUAAGGUUUAUUAUAAUAUAUUGUAUCCAGUAUUGACCAUUAAUGCAUAUUAAGAAAUGUGAUUGAUGAGAAUUGUCUUUGUCUUCAAUGCAGAAAAGUAUCUCACAAACAAGGGUGCCAAGUGUCAAGAAGUUAAAACUUAAUUGCUAGACCCAACAAAGUAGUGAGACUAAUUUAGGGGUGCCUGAAAAAAAAGAUUUAUAUAUGAAUCGUGAUUCAGCCCUUUAGCGACACCCAUACAGUCGAGAGACCGCACAGCUUUAGCUCAGCAACAGAGAUGGCGGGGGUACAAAAAAUACACCAGGGCUCCAGACGGCCACUAUGGUCGCAUUUUGCAUUUACCAGUUUACAAGACAAUGCAAGCAUUUUAGUAGUUCAAGACCUGCAAAUUUGGAAUUUCUUCUAGUUUUUAUUUUAUGUGGAACGCCAGCCCGCCACCAGUGCAGGCUGUGUGUGAUAGUCAACUGUGCUUCGGUCACUCAUAUGUCAGUGAUGUUUCCCUCUGCGGGCGAUGCGAACAAUCCAGAUCCUGAUUGACAAGUUUACACGCACACAUACAGACACACACACAACGUGAGCGCAUUACUACGAGUAGCUGUUACUGAUUUCCUGAGCCCACGUCCAACCGAUUUGAUAUAGAUGUCUAAAACGAAACUUACAGUUGAGGAGUCCAGGAAAUGUAAUUUAUUUGAAUAACUUGAGACAUCGCUGAAUCAUUUCAAAUCCAUUCACAGCAAGAACGAAUGACAGGCUAAUGUUUUGUUAAAUUUUAUUUAACGUUACGUUUUGAACAUGAGGAAAAGUUUCCUUAAUACACAAUAAAAUCACGUUAGAACAUAACACGAAUCCUUCCAUUUUGCUUUAAUGUGUAACACGGUAAACAAUUAAAUAUCAUACUUUUGGAGCAGCACAAUUUCUGUUGGUUCAAAUGAAUUCAGAUUACAGUCUGUCUAUUUAUCACUGUAGUAGAGUAGGCGGGGCGAGACCAUGGUUCGAGUUGUCUCAUCUCGUCGCUGCAUACCUCCCACCCCACCCCCCCGAGGGAGGGGGAGGGAGCUUGCACAGUCGCGGGGGGACCCCCCGGCCUGUGAGGGGCGAUGGGGGUAUGUAGUAGAGUAGGCGGGGUGAGACCAUGGUUCGAGUCCGGUGAGUAAUUGUGAAUUAGCGCCAGCUGUGCGCACACCGGGCUCGAAUCAUGUAGGAGAUAGGGAGCAUAUGAAAGGAACGAGCGACCGGACCGUCGAAGAGAGAGGACCGGGCCCGAAGUUAUGUUAAGUUUGUAUUUAUGUUCUUGUGAUUUGUAUUUAUAUUUUGUUCGCCGGCGGUCGUCCGUGAGAGGCCGCCGGCUGUUUUUAUUUCUGUUAUUAAAUGUUUUGAAUGUC